This is a messenger RNA of Cordyceps fumosorosea ARSEF 2679, 567 nucleotides long. RefSeq lists its product as hypothetical. The record is from RefSeq and is a predicted model, not a curated record. The transcript is spliced from 3 exons. The coding region runs from base 1 to 567 and encodes 188 amino acids. NCBI's taxonomy places the organism in Eukaryota, Fungi, Ascomycota, Sordariomycetes, Hypocreales, Cordycipitaceae.
AUGCAAUUACGGCAACCACUUUCGGAUCUUGAUUCCGCUUCAGCUAUAUUCCUCACUGCUUAUAUUUGCGCCAAAGCAGAGCAAAACGCUAGAAGGCCACAGCGGCUCGGCUACGUUCGUCGUCUUCUCUCACGACUCGACGCUCGUGGCGUCCGGCUCAUGGGACAAGAUGGUGCGAAUCGGGCGGCGCACCGACACGGGCGAGAGCGUGCAAACGCUGGAGAGCCACAACUGUUCGGUUACGCGCCGCCAAACGUGCGCGGGAUAGGCUUCAUCGCGCACAAUGUGCUGCACGUCGUGGCGAUGCUGGCAAGGAUCGAGCUGCUGCUGUGGGAUGAGUGGGUGAGAGAGCCGUAUGUAGCUGAGAUGAAGGGGGAGGAUAUGCUGCUCAUGGACAAGGUCGCGGCUGUGAUUGCAAAGGAGAAUGUCACAUACGAGGAUACGGGAAAGGUGAUGGAGAGGGAAGGUGUGAAGGUGCCGGAUACGGUGAUGCUGUACGAUCCGAAUGGGAGCGACCCGGAGCCUGUGGAUGAGCCCGAAGCCAAGUGGAUGACCAAGGCGUACUAA